CUUAAACGUUCAUCGCGCGUCCACGAGUGAACCUUGUGACACCAACAACCUGGUUCGCUGGCCGACCGCGCUCCGAUCUGCGUAUGAUGUGGACAGCCGGUUCUGGACCACGUGUGGCUACCGCUACGUCACAGGCGACCAUUGUUGAUCGCCAACCGCGGGACUGGUUGGAGGUCAUAAACAGGGCGCGUUUCCUUCUUUCGGACAGUAGUUAUAGCUAUCUACUCGUACAUUGCGUUGUGAGUCUUGAAACGAUCCAUUUCCUUUCCAUUCGUACACAGUCCGGAAAAACACACCACAACUAUGGCCGAACUGCAGAAGACGGUCCAAGACACCACCAACAAGGCGCAGCAGGGCGCUAGUGAAGGGACGAAGAAAUGGGAGGCCAUGAGCGAGGAGCAGAAGAAGCACACCUUUGACAACCUCCCAGCGGAGCAGAAGAAGGGGAAGACGUAUGUGGAAUGGAUCCAGGAGGGGUACCACCACCAGUACGAGAACUGGAUGCCGUGGAUCGAGGAUCUGUACCUCAAGUGGUUCACGAAGGACAAUAAGGCGAGUUAUGCUACGAAAGAUUCCCUCGACAAGACCAAAGUCACCGGCAUCGAACAAGUAGACACGCUGCAAGACGGCGUCAACAACCUCGUUGGCGGCCAAGUCGGUAAGGGUGGGCUUUUACAACCCGUAGGCGACGUCAUGUCGACCGAGGGCAUCAACCGGGCCGAGCGCGGUGGCAAGGACGAGAAGGGCACGUACACCGGCCCCGCAUCGUCGUACACCGACCCCGUGGUCAGGAACGCUCAGUCUGCGAGCGAGGGUGUUGCGAGUGGUGCUCAGAGCGCUGGCAACACGGCGUGGAGCGGCGUGCAGAGUGCGGGUGGCGCGAUCGGUGGGAUGUUUGGGGGUGGGAAGAAGUAGGACGGCGGAUUCCAGCCACGAAUGCCUCUUUAGAGGCACACGGCCGUACUCCAGACUGGUGGUGUAAGGGUGGACGUCUUGACUUUAGCGCCUAAUGAUACCUAUGCUUCGUCCAACGUAUGCAGUUGAGUCAUGUUUGAGUAGUCAUUUCCAUCACAAGACCAUAACGAUAUACAGUGUUUGGCCACCAUAACACCAAAGCACGGCAAAGGUCUAUUGUGGCAAG
This is a messenger RNA of Baudoinia panamericana UAMH 10762, 1141 nucleotides long. RefSeq lists its product as uncharacterized. The transcript has 3 exons. The coding region runs from base 304 to 915 and encodes 203 amino acids. NCBI's taxonomy places the organism in Eukaryota, Fungi, Ascomycota, Dothideomycetes, Mycosphaerellales, Teratosphaeriaceae. The record is from RefSeq and is a predicted model, not a curated record.